AUGCUGAACCCUUCACUAUUUUCAGCUGAUCCUCCGCCUGACCAGGCCUCGGGGGCGGCUCAAUCUCAACCCACUGACUAUUCCAUGAACUCCACCAACAGUGAUAUUGGUCACCAGAAUCUCUUUCGACAGAUUCCUUGGUUCAGCGACGUCUACCCUCGUCCAACGCCACCGAGUCCAACAUUGUCCGACUCCUCCUACCACGUUAAACGACCUAUGAACGCGUUCAUGGUGUGGUCAAGAGGUCAGCGGCGCAAAAUGGCCCACGCCAACCCGAAGAUGCACAACUCGGAGAUUAGUAAACGUCUGGGCGUGGAGUGGAAGCAUUUAUCGGAGGCGGAGAAGCGACCUUUUAUUGAUGAAGCUAAACGUUUGAGAGCCAAUCAUAUGAAGGAGCACCCGGACUACAAGUACCGACCACGGCGCAAAACCAAGACUGCCAUGAUGAUGGCAAUGGGCAAUACGAGGGAUCGUCUGCACAGUGGUUUUCAUUCACACGCCCUUCUGCCUGGUUUUUCAACGUUUGGGGGACUCUACUCAAACAGUUUUAUAAACCCAUUUGCACCUGUUCUCCCGAUUGUGCCGCCACCACCGGCACCACCAACUCUGUCCACCACUCCUGAUCAAAUGGUGCUCAACUUGAUGCGCACGACAUCUGCAAACCUGGGAAACGCUCCUAUGAACCUCCUUAAUGGAAAAAGUCUUGAGGAGAAUGCACUGAAGAUGGCCUCACCACCAACACCGCCACUAUCACUACCCCCAGCGCAACUCCCGUCAUCCUUCCUUUCUUCCAUUUCCGCUUCCUCUCUGUCCUCCAGCAGUUCAACCAACUCAUCCUCGCCUUCUUCGUCAGCUUUAGCUUUUAGUGCGGACUCGCUGAUUCAACCGUCGCCAUCCAAGCAACCCACUCCCUCGGUCCCUCCAGGCAUGGAUUUCUUGAAGCCACUCCAAUCCUCGUUGCAUGCCAACUUGGAGAGUAGUGUUGACGUGGAUGAAUCGAAGAUGUUGUGGUUUAAGUACUUGGCAGCAGCCGCUGCCGUGUUUUCAAGCCUUCGCAGUGGCGGCGGUCAAGAGGAGGCAAUUGCUCUGCAGAAGAUGGUGGAGCAAGGCGAGGACGCGUUGGAUAUUAAUGAGGGGGUGGAGAGUGAAGGUAGAGGAGGAGAAGUCCACGUUUUUAGAGGUCCAUGA
Molecule: messenger RNA, 1188 nt
Organism: Echinococcus granulosus
Lineage: Eukaryota; Metazoa; Platyhelminthes; Cestoda; Cyclophyllidea; Taeniidae
Product: Transcription factor SOX-2
Exons: 2
Coding region: 1-1188 (395 amino acids)
Biological process (GO): anatomical structure morphogenesis; cell differentiation; regulation of DNA-templated transcription
Molecular function (GO): RNA polymerase II cis-regulatory region sequence-specific DNA binding; DNA-binding transcription factor activity, RNA polymerase II-specific
Source: RefSeq, a predicted model, not a curated record